This is a messenger RNA of Coregonus sp. 'balchen', 1808 nucleotides long. NCBI's taxonomy places the organism in Eukaryota, Metazoa, Chordata, Actinopteri, Salmoniformes, Salmonidae. The record is from the annotation of a GenBank genome assembly.
AUGGAGCUGGCUGAAAGGUACAGCAUUCCAAUGAAUGACUAUGAGGAUGCCACAGGGUUACAGACCCGAGGUGCAAGGACACCUAGAACAGAGGACAUCUACCAGUCUCUUCAGUCUCCAAACAUAACAUAUAGACAGAGAGAGGCCAGUGAGUAUUUGGUUCAUAUUUUCUAGUACACUCAAAUAAAUCGGUCAGUUGUGACUUUAAAUUAAUAAAUAUGUAGGCCUGCAUGACUGAUAAUCAAGUAUGAUUGAGAAGACCGUAUUAAUCUAAUUUAGUAACUUGUGCAUUUCAGGGCCACAUGACAGGAUACAAUGGAAAACAUUUGUGUCCCCUCUGCUCCUCUUCAAUGCACUUUUACUGAUGAUCAUUCUGGUAAUUGUUGGAGUUCACUGUAAGUAAUUUAAUCAACAAUGCACUACUGAAUAUUUGAUUGUUGUGAUGAUUAUUAUGUGAGGUUCUAAAAAUGAAGAAUAGCUGGGGUUUGAGUGUAAAAGACAGCUCUGUCUGUCACCAACCACUGUUCCUAACCAAGUGUUCUACUCUUGUAGUUCAUACUCUAAAACCUAAAUACUAUUAGUUGGUUCAACCAGUGCAAGACGCAAACCUGUUCAACCUAUUAGACAUCUCAGGAUUAAAUAUAUUUUUAAAAGAGCAGCUUUCUUAUUAUUUUUUGCCAGAUUCCCAUUUCACCGGGGCAAUAUCAUCUGAAAAUGGAGGUGGGUGACUUCAUAUGGCUACUGUACUGUAUAAGUUAUAUAAAUCACACAAAUUACCUCUAUUUAGUAGAUAAAGAUUAAACACAACCUGUGGAAUGUCUUGCUGUAGUUUGUUUAGUUGUUUAAUUAGAAAGUACUGUGUUCUAUUUCAUUACCGGAAAAUCCCAACUUCCAAGUCAAAUUUCCACUUCGUCUCUCAUUGACAUCAAUGCAUGACUAAUGCAUGAUGUAACACAUUUGACUUCACUGGAAGUUAUGAUUCACCACUAACAUUAUAGAUUCAGCACAUUUGAUGUGGUCACACUUUCACGCAUGGAGGAACCAAUACUAGUAUGUUACAUUCAGAUUUCAGACAGAAUGAAGAAAUGUGGCAUCUCUAUCACAAUGGGUUCUAUCUAUUCUGGCAAAGUGUGGGGGAUUGCCUAACUGCUGAUAGCUUCUGUCAGCAGAGAAACGCCACUCUGACCACAUUACAGCCACAUAACAGGGUAUGUCAGCUUGUAUACUCUGUCUGUGAAAUAUUAUACACUUGCAGUGUCUAUAUAGAAUAUAAUUAACUUUCAGUGUCAGGUCAUACAUUUUCAGUUCAAAAAUAUUUAUUCUGAGCUAAAGGUGUAAAAUGCAUAAAGAUUAAAAGCAUGAGUUUGAAUACAUAGGUUUGGUUGUUGGCCAGGGCCAGAGGACAGCAGCUUUGGGUCCUUGAGCUGAGGGAUAUGACCGAGUUGUCUGCAGAUGGUGCCACAGAGGUUCAGAAUAAUACAAUCUUUCAUAAUCCUUUUUAUAUUAUGUACAGUACUUCAUUAAGAAAAUGUUUUGUGAUAAGUUCCUUUUUAACCUUUGUUUGAUCUUCCUCAGGAGGAUGGUGAAUAUGGUGAUGAUUGUGCCCUCCUGACUGGUGACCCCACCCAGGCCUCAAUGAGCCCGGGCCACAGGAAGAGCAAGGGGUGGGUGUGUGAGAGGAAGGCCUCUCCACCACAUGUAUCUGGAAAUCAAUAAGAUCCAACCUAUUCCAUUCAGGGAGGAUAUCAACUUUUCCUUGAAUUUUUUUCACUUUUUAGUCACGAUGUUAAUUGUUUUUUUUAAUUCCC